AUGGAUGCUAGAGUCCUGACAGUUUUCGUCACAUUCCUCUUUUGCUCUUCUGGAGUUGUUUUCUCCACUCAGGGGCACAGACAUCACACAGGCCUCGAGGCUAGUUUAGCAUUCAGAAAUCUCUCCACGAGUCAUCGCAGCAGAUACCCUCUGUACAUGAUGCAGCUGUACCGCUCCUUCAGGACGGCUGAUUCCUUGUUGUCAGUACCUGUCAACACCAUCACUACACCGGGCGAAAACCCGCCAGCACACAGUUCUGACUCCGUCCUAAGUCUGAUGGCCAGAGGUUGCCAUCAAGUGGGUGAAAGAUGGACAGUCACAUUUGACAUGUCGUCCGUGUCUACUAGUGACCUUGUCCAGCUGGCAGAACUUCGGAUCAGACUUCCCACUUUCUCUGGCUCUGAGCGUGCCACUGUGGAUUUAUAUCACUCCAGGAAGCAGAGCUGUAACCUGGGCAGCACUUCAUGCCAGGAUGAGCACCUUUUCCUGGGGAGCUUCGGUACAUCACCCAGCAGCACUAAGUCUUCCUGGAAGGUUUUUAAUGUGACUGCUCUGUUAAAAUAUUGGCUGUACCAGGGAGAUAGAGUGCCGAGCCAAGAGGCCUCAGGAGAACCUGACAUGGACCAUGGGAGCGGUGCUGGGGAUGAAGGGAAGAUUACUGAGUCCCUCUUGGAGAAUUUAGGGUCAAGGCAAAGAAAAAUUCACCAUCCAACCACGAACCGGGUCACAAUGGUCAUCUUCUCCAAACAUAACCUGCCACAGGAAGGCCAUACAGCAUACAGUCUCAUUCAUACCGUGGAGAACUCCAAGUAUGUGACCAGGGACAGAGUCAGCAGUGACGGUCAAAGUCGACGCCACAAAAGGAACAGAAUGGAGAGGUUGAGGGUGGCCGACGGAGCUUUACCUACGGCUGCACCAGCAGCAGCAGAGCCGGCCCAGAGGCCUCUGUGUCGGAAGGUGGACAUGUGGGUGGACUUUGACCAGAUCGGAUGGGACGAGUGGAUUGUGCACCCUAAGCGCUACAAUGCAUAUCGCUGUGAGGGAGAGUGUCCUACACCUCUUGAUGAGUCCUUCCGUCCCACCAACCAUGCAUACAUGCAGAGCCUCUUGCGACAUCACCAUCCAGAAAGAGGGUCUUGCCCAUCCUGCGUGCCAACACGCCUCAGCCCGCUCUCCAUGCUGUACUACGAGAACGAUGAUUUGGCCCUGCGGCAUCAUGAGGACAUGAUUGUCGAAGAGUGUGGCUGUCACUAAAGGCCAGCCCAUCGCCGGUUUCACUGCAGUCACAAGAACCACUAGCAACGGAGUUUGAACUUUAAUUCAACUGUUUCUCUACUGUCUUUGUGUAAAUUGAGAGUCCUAGUCAUGGCCUUUUUCAACAAACUACAGGAUAUGACUGUUAACUUUGAAUGAUUUUAUCUCAUCCAUACUGGGUGGUCCACAAUAGUAUAUAUCUUUAAGAAGAAAGCUCCAUUAUGCAAAUGUUAUGU
Morone saxatilis (striped sea-bass) is the source of this 1490-nucleotide messenger RNA. RefSeq names its product southpaw (gene spaw). The transcript has 3 exons. Gene Ontology annotation, cellular component: extracellular region. Gene Ontology annotation, molecular function: type I activin receptor binding; growth factor activity; cytokine activity. Lineage: Eukaryota; Metazoa; Chordata; Actinopteri; Moronidae. Gene Ontology annotation, biological process: BMP signaling pathway; SMAD protein signal transduction. The coding region runs from base 1 to 1254 and encodes 417 amino acids. The record is from RefSeq and is a predicted model, not a curated record.